AUGGCCGACUUCUUCUCACUCAAGGACCACACUGCCGUCGUCACGGGUGGUACCCGCGGUAUUGGCCAGGCGGUUGCCAUUGGCCUUGCUGAGGCUGGUGCCGAUAUCAUUCUGGUUCAGCGCGACACUAAGGCUACAGACACCAAGGAGGCCGUUGAGAAGCUCGGCCGCAAGGCCUGGAUCUACACGGCCGACAUCUCCUCCCCCGAGCAGGUCGCCGCCCUCACCCCCAAGAUCCUGGCCGACGGCCACCAGGUGCGCAUCCUCGUCAACUGCGCCGGCAUCCAGCGCCGGCACCCCUGCGAGGACUUCCCCGACAGCGACUUCAACGAGGUCAUCCAGGUCAACCUCAACUCCGUCUUCUCCCUGUGCCGCGACGUCGGCCGCCACAUGCUCUCCCUCGAGCCCUCGCCCGUGACGGGCCGCGUCGGCUCCAUCAUCAACUUCGCCUCCCUCCUCACCUUCCAGGGCGGGCUCACGGUCCCCGCCUACGCCGCCUCCAAGGGCGCCGUCGGCCAGGUCACCAAGUCCUUCGCCAACGAGUGGACCUCGCGCGGCAUCACCGUCAACGCCAUCGCGCCGGGGUACAUCGAGACGGACAUGAACGAGGCCCUGCUCAAGAACCCCGAGCGCCUGGCCAGCAUCUCCUCCAGGAUCCCCGCGGGGAGGUGGGGCAGCCCGGACGACUUCAAGGGCACGUCGGUGUACCUCGCCAGCCGGGCCAGUGGCUACGUGAGCGGCCACACGCUGGUUGUCGACGGUGGCUGGAUGGGGCGGUAG
Molecule: messenger RNA, 780 nt
Organism: Clonostachys rhizophaga
Lineage: Eukaryota; Fungi; Ascomycota; Sordariomycetes; Hypocreales; Bionectriaceae
Source: the annotation of a GenBank genome assembly